AUCGGAACACAUGUGUUGGGUUUCGUUUCCUUCAAAAUGUGAAAUUUCUCAACUUUGUUUGUUUGUAUUUAUGUUGUUCGAGAUGGUAUUCGCUGUGUUUAACCCUUUUUUUGCGAGCGCAUGGACCUCUAGUUCUCUGAGUAUAAACCAUUCGAUUUAGAUGCUGAUUCUUAUGGUAAUUUCUAACUGGGGACUUCAAAUACCUAGCAAAAUGUGAUGAUGCACGGACCCAGGAACGCGCCUGGCUCCUUGCAUGAAUAACCUUACUUCGAAAGUGCUUUUAUUCUUCCUGUGGAAGCCCCCAGUUAUGGCCGCCAGAUAUUGCUGAUCAAUACAUUGAUGAUCGCUCUGAACAAAGCAUGGGGAAACUGUAUGAAAUGGUAUCAUCGCCAUGUUUACCUAUCGUGUUGUGUACCUUCUUGUGGUCCUGCUAUCACGUCGGCAUCAUGAAGGUAAUUGGGGUCUAUCUAGAAGACAUCCGCAAUGAUCUUGGAACAACGGCCACAGAUAUCGGCUUGGCACUUGGACUCCUCACUUUAUUUUGCAAUUUUCCAACUGUCAUAAUAGCUGCCCUCUAUAGAUGUCGCUCUAUCCGUCGGAAGCUUCUCAUAUUUGGGGCGUGCCUUCCUCCGCUUGGGAUGGCUUGGAUUUCCAUGGCAACCAGUAAUCUUCACAUCACCAUCAGUCUAUCGAUAGCAGGUCUUGGCAUCUGCAUUCAGAUGUUAAAUUGCAUCAUGGCGUUGCAUCUGGUGGCCAACGAGAAUUACAAUGUGUUUUACGGCCUCGGUGUCACUGGCUACGGUGUAGGAAUGGUUUCAUUCCCCCUCAUAGCUGAAUUCCUACGUGGAGCUUACGGUUGGAGAGGCGGACUGCUCAUUUUAAGUGCCCUGAUGGCACACAUCAUUCCCUGUGCUGCUAAAGUUAAUUUGAACGUAGACAAAACGAACAAACAACUCAAUGGAUCCCGUAGCAAUUAUUUAACCAUACCCGAUAGCGAGGAAGGGUGCCCGGAAGGAUGUGAAAGAAAGACCAAUAGACAGGGGAGGACCAGAGACCAAGCAGGAAACAACACUGCGCAAGUUGGCAUCUGUCGUAGGAUCACCACAAUUCUCCGCCAAUCGGAUUUCUUCGUGGACCCUGUCUUUAACGCAGCUCAUGUUGUUAAUAUUUCGUUCUCUAUGGUUUAUGCCUGUUGGCAUUCCUUUAUUGUACCUCAUGCUUUGGAGAGGGGUAUUUCUAUCCGUUACACUAUCAUCCUGACAUUCAUAGCAUCGAUUGGGAAUAUCAUCAGCAGAACUGCUGUCGGGAUCUUAACCAAAAACAUCUUUCAUCCAACUGAUGUAUAUAUCUUCGCCACAUUGGUAAACAUCGUUUCUCUCCUAUGCGAUGUGUAUUUCGUCCACUGUGUCGCCAUGAUGAUGACGUCAUGCAUUUCCGCGAUGUCUAUUGGAGGGAGGGCGGCGUUGGAAAUACUUUACAUGAGGGACAGGGCGUCUCCUGAAAAGUUUGACGUCGCGUUGGCAGUGGACAAAUUUUGUUUCGGCAUUGGGGCGGUACUUGGUGGCUACCUCGGAGGCAGGAUUGCCGACCACUUCUCAUCCUUCGAGGCUACAUUUAGAAUGUUACCUGUGAUUGAAACCAUCGUUCUUAUACCCAUGCUAAUACUCAGGUGUAAUCCGAAAGAAAUUUCCAAGAGUUCUUGAAGUUUAUUGUGUCUGAGAAAGGACUUCGUAAGGGAAUAUCAGAAGUGUGACGUGUUAUCUCUAAAGAUAAUUCAAAUUCGUCUUGCAAUCAUGAUGGCAUUGCACGACCCAUAUUACCCACUGCGACAUGGCAUGUCUGUCUACCUUCCUCCUUUCUUAGUUCUAUAUUGUUUUAGGGACAUGACUAUAGUAGCAUUAUGUUUGUUAAAGGUAUAAAAUACCAGUAUACAUUUUGAACAAAUCCUUCUACAAGCAUGUUUGACAUGGUUUAACCCACGGGCCAAGGUGCACUCAUUUCCACCAACCCACGAAAAAAUAACUUAUCAUCAACUGCCUUAUGGACCGGGCUUAUGGAGUGAGGAGUUGUUUUCUUCUUUUUUUAAGUUAAGUGAUACCAGCUGCAUGAUAUUUGUCAUGCGUCCGGUAAAAUUCAUCAUUUCCAUCCGGCAAGUUGUCAGAUCUGACAACUUUCCUUUAUUUUGAUUGGCUGAGAAGCACCGUUACUAUGGUAACUAUCGGAUAAAACAGGUUUUGUGUUAUGAAGCGUCCGACAAAUCAUUCCAUGAAACUCUCCCCUAAGUGCCGCCUUUCUUACAUUCAUAUUGCAUGCCUACCAGCCCAGCGUCGAGUUGUGUUAAACUACGAUCAGUAAACUGUUUGUGAAAUAUAUCAUAUACACUGUACCUGCUUU
Messenger RNA from Lytechinus variegatus (green sea urchin), 2394 nucleotides. Its product is annotated as monocarboxylate transporter 6-like. NCBI's taxonomy places the organism in Eukaryota, Metazoa, Echinodermata, Echinoidea, Temnopleuroida, Toxopneustidae. The record is from RefSeq and is a predicted model, not a curated record. Gene Ontology annotation, molecular function: monocarboxylic acid transmembrane transporter activity. The coding region runs from base 360 to 1703 and encodes 447 amino acids. Gene Ontology annotation, biological process: transmembrane transport. The transcript has 5 exons.